Molecule: messenger RNA, 564 nt
Organism: Rhagoletis pomonella (apple maggot)
Lineage: Eukaryota; Metazoa; Arthropoda; Insecta; Diptera; Tephritidae
Product: GATA zinc finger domain-containing protein 10-like
Source: RefSeq, a predicted model, not a curated record
UGUGCGGCUGGUGCAAUUACAGAAGAGAAUGUUUGUAUGUGUUUGUUGGUGUGCGCAUCCUUCCAUUGAGAAUAAUUAAUUAACAUGAUGUAAAUUUGCAUUUAAAAUGGAAUUCAAAUAUAACAAUGGAAAUUUAAUUUCAAGUUUCGCGCUUUCCUUCACUGCCUUGGCGGCAUGUUAUGGAAAACAACAACCAGAUUUUGAAUGCAGGAAGAAAUCGGAUGAUGGCGGAGCAAAUGCAGCAAAAGAGACAUCCAACUCUGCAUAUAAUAAAACACUUAAGAAAAAAGCAAAACCAUAGAAAAGACUCUAAUGAAAAAUAUAGAUAUAGAUUCGAAAAUUAGCCAUCAAAAAUAUAUAAGCAAAGAGAAUGUCGAAGUAGAAGUGAAUGACCAACCUGACAGUGCGGCAGGGGGCAGCGAAAUUAUUGCAGGAGCUAGCAUCGGAUCGGAAACUAAAAUACGAGACAAACAAGUGAAUGCAAACACGGAUCAUUCUGUUAUAGAGAUCACCAAACCCACCGCCGGUAGCACUACAACUAGAAAGACACUUUAUGAUGGUCGA